Homalodisca vitripennis (glassy-winged sharpshooter) is the source of this 7382-nucleotide messenger RNA. Its product is annotated as cAMP-dependent protein kinase inhibitor beta-like. Gene Ontology annotation, cellular component: nucleus; cytoplasm. The coding region runs from base 16 to 372 and encodes 118 amino acids. NCBI's taxonomy places the organism in Eukaryota, Metazoa, Arthropoda, Insecta, Hemiptera, Cicadellidae. Gene Ontology annotation, molecular function: cAMP-dependent protein kinase inhibitor activity. The transcript has 3 exons. Gene Ontology annotation, biological process: negative regulation of cAMP-dependent protein kinase activity. The record is from RefSeq and is a predicted model, not a curated record.
UAGCUCUGAAUACUAAUGUCACACUACGCAUCAGUCACUGCCACGCUUGCUGCCAUGCAGCAACUCAUGCUUACAGUACUUCUCACUGAACACAGAAUAGUAGUUGUGAAGAUGUUUAGUGUAAUGGCGGAACAAUCGCCUGACGCUACUCGAGAUAUUGCUCAGGACUUCUUGACUACAGGACGAGCUGGACGGCGAAAUGCUUUGCCAGAUAUCCUUGGGGAACAUGCACUUGUGUCCACCUCAGAUCUCCCAGACAGACUUCAGGGCUUGUCUACCCGAGAUGAGCCAGAACCUUCUAAUGUGAAUCAACUUCCCCAGCAGGAUAGCAAACCCUCGACAAGUGUAAAUAAGAACCAGAAGAAAAGUUGAAAAUGCUUUUUACAGAUUUGUUUGACUGAUGACUGCCAAGUUGUGAUGUUUGUUUAUGUAAGAUCGGCCUUUUAGUAUUUAUUUAGAUUUUUCUGUGUAUAGGUGAAUCCAUAUCCUGUGUUUUUUUUACUGAUGUAGAUUAUGUGCCUUUAGUAGCAUUUAUUUUUAUUUCAAAAAUUUUGCUUUAUCACUUCAAUAAAGAGUCAUAUUGUUGCCAAUUAAUAAUUUUAUGGUUUUAGUUUGAUUGUACUUUAUUAUAUAUUAAAAUUGAGUAUUUCCUUUUUUAUAAGCCUGAUAAAAAGAAACCCACACAAAAGUGGCCUAGAAAACUGGCCUAAGGGUAUUGUUGUUUGAAGUAAUUUGUAGAGAUAAAAAUGCAUGAAGAUGCUUUUCAUUGUUUAAAAAAAUGUUUAUUACUUAAGAUAGAUAAUAUAAAAAGAUUGUUGUGGGCAUUUGCCAUCAUUGUUUGACAAAAAAUUGAAAUCUGAUGUUUUGAGAUGUGUAAUAUAUAUGUGUUAUCUUAAAAUGGGAAAUAGAAAUUUAAUAUUAUAACUACGAAUUUUGUAAAAAUAAAAUAAAAUAAUAGUAAAUACACAAAAUUAAAUGCUACAAUAAACAAGUUGUACAUCGAAUCAAUCACUAAAUCUUGUUAGAUUUGUUUAAUGUAAAAAGAAUCACAGUCUGAAGAAAAUACAGGACUUGUGAGCAGAAUUUGGCAUAUUUUAUUAUUUUUACUUAUUUGUUUAUUGUCAGAUCAUUUUAUGUGUCUAGUUGUGUUUUAUAGAUUUAGACCAGUUCACAAAACAUCAUAUUUAAUUUUUUUACUUGUGGUUACAAGAAGAAAAGCAUGAGUGUAAAAAUGUAUAAAUAAGUAUGUAACUACUUUCAUUUAAAACUAACAUUGUAUUCUCAUUAAAAAUUAAAAAAAACUUGAUAUUAUUACAAAUUCUGUGAUAUUUUGAAGUAAGUGAAUACCUGCACAUGUAUAGAAAAAUGCUAUUAUUUCCAGUCAAAUUGCUUAAGUUAUUUUUAGAUAUUGUAUGACCAACUUUGUUAAUGUAUGACUAGGAUAUAUAUGUUUAGGUUUUAUGUUAUUUUAAUUUAUGUCUACAUGUUUAGUAUAUAUUAAUAACACUUUCACCUGAGCUGGGCAUGAGAAAUUAACAUUGUUUUGCUUGGGAAGGAAAAUAUGCUUCUACACUGUGAAUAGUAGAGAUAAUAAAGACAAAAAACAAUAUUUUUAACCAAUAAACAAUAUUAGAUGAAUAAUUUAUUAAAUAUAACAACAAGAUGGAUUAAAACACCAUAUUUAAUUUUAUCAGUAGCCUAAUUUAAUAAAAAAUAUAGUUAUUCAUUUCUAUUCUAAAUAGAAGUAUCAAAAAGUAUUAUUUUAUAUAAUUUGAAUAUUGAACAAGUUUAUUAGAUACCAUUAAUCACUUCAAUUUGAAUUUUUUGCGAUUAGUCAAGAUGGAAAAUUUGUAUUGAAUAUCUAGAAGGUUUGAACAAUGUAACUGUUGCUUUUGUCUGAUAAUCAGACUAUGAGUGGUCUAAGUGCCAACUAGCUCAAACUUGAGGAUGUGAGAUGUUUUGUUUGUCCUAGGAAAAUGAACCAAAAUGUCUUUAAAAGUUAAUACAAUAAUUUAGUUGUUCAUUUUGUUAUCCUACACUGCUUCAAACCUUUUAAUGUAAUCUUACAUGUACUACAUUAAUUAAAAAAAUUUAUUAUUAUAUUGAAUAUUAUCAAUUGACUAAAAUGUUGAACUUCUAGUGGAUUUCGGCACCCAUUAUCAUAAAUGUUUUUAUAAAUUUGGUACUAUCAAAACGAAAAAGGUGGAGAUUAAUCUUAAACCUUUUUAUUAUAUUUCAAUAAGAAAAGGUCAUAAAAUAAAAGUAUAUUUACUCAUUGCUUGAAUAGAUUCUAUUAAUUUUUUAUUUCUAGACUUUUAUGAGAUAACUAAGAAAGGACCUGUCAGCUUGUUAUAUAAGAUUUGUUUGUUUUAUAUGUUACAACUUAACUAAUACUCAUUAUCAGACCAGAAGCUAGCAGCGGCAGAAAUGUAAGUGGAGGAAUUAAACUGGAAUGGAAGAAACAAAACUCUAAUAAUAGGUAAAUUUCCAUGUAAAAACGGUUACCAUUAUUAAAACAAAGCUUGGAAAAUGCUGAUUAGUUAAAAUUAUGAGUUUCAAAAUUCAGCAUAUCAACAAAAAUGUUAUUAAAUAGUAUUAUUAAGACUGCUUCACAGAAGUAAUGAAGAAAGUUCAUAAUCAAAACAGGUUCUCUACUCAUUGUACUCUCUAAGUUCAAGGAUAUUCUCAGAAUCUUUAUCCUUCUCUUCGUCAUAAUAACAAGGGGCACUGAUGGUUACCAUUGAACCCUGUUAACACACUGAGUCAAAACACACAACACUACAAAAUUUAAAUAAUCUUGUUCACAUGAAACUAUUACCUAAACAUGACAUGUCAAAAAGUUAUUUGACAAGUCAGAUGUAGGCUAUUUGGCUCAAUAUAAUUUAUUUUAAGAUGCUAAUAUGCAUAGGCAGACAGUUGAGUUCCGCUGGGAUGGUUUUGGAGAUUUCAAGUUACAAUCGUUGUAAUGAUUGUCUAACUUACUGUCGCUACAAUUUCUACACAUUUAUUUUGGUCUCUCAGGACUUCACGCUCGACAUCACCAUUCACAUAAUUAAGCACCAAGAUAUCACUAAUUUCACAACAAUUAAUCUCACUGUUGUUAGGGAAAGACCACAUUCUGAAAUCCACCAAUGCAUAACAAAUUUAAUGGAUUAUACUUGGCUAAGGAUAUAAAAUAAUAAUCUCAAGAUAAUAGAUAAUCUGUAGUAGUUCAAGAUGUUGCUGAUAGAGGACUAAUUAGUAUUAUCGGUGUGAGCUAAAGUCAAUAGAGCAUUCCAAUAUGCGCCAUUUAAUCUACAGUGGCAUAAAACUUCACAAAUUGUUCCAAGCUUUAUGAUCAGAAGUUUGCAUUCAAACUCAUGUUUAUUUUCAUACAACUUUGUAUUUCGUUAUGUAAUAUAAAACAUUAGUAAUUUCAAGAGUCCAGAAAAACUGGGAAAUGUAAGAUAAUAAUAUAAAAUUAAUCAAGCAUACGAUAAAUUGUGGGAUCAGUUUAUUAUUAUAAAGUGUAUUUAAGCUGACAAAAACUUACAAAUUUGAAUUGUUUUCAUUGCUUAUUUUGGAAUCUCAUUGAUUGUUUGCAAUUGUUUGGUUGUGCUGAUUAAAUCAUUUUCAAUUAAUCUAUUCCAAUUUUAAAACAAGGCCUGGAUUGUCUAUGACAUCUUCAAAAUUAACAUAAUUUCAUUUCUAUUACACUUAUACAAUACUGAUAUCUGUUCUGAAAUAGUUUGCAGAGUUAAGUAAAGCUAUAUUGUAUGUGUCUACCUUAAUUAAGGAGAUAUUGUUAAUUAAGGUUGUAAUUAUUUUUAUAAAAUGUGUUUAUUGCAUUUUGAAGAACUGUACACAAUUACACGUGGCCAAUAACGAUUUUUAUCGUGUUUCAGAUAUAGAAAAUUAGAAUAGUUGUAAUUUGUCGUACUAUAGUCAUAGGCUCAAUAUAACAGCAGAUAGACUCAGUUUUUUAGAGCUUUUAAAUUGUGUCUGUUUUACAUAUACAUCAGUUGAAAACUUUUUAAAAUUCAACAAAAAUAUUAGGAGGAGAGUAUUAAAAAUAUGAUCAUCUAUAAUUUAUAGUAAUUGAAUUUAAUAUUUCAGUGAACCAAUUUAAAUUACUGUCAUUUCAGUAAAAAAAACUCACUCCGCAGUUUUUAAAAAUAUCAGAAGAGUGACUCAAGAUAAUCCCCAUGAGUAGCUUGGUCCCUAAAAUUGACCAAUUUAUAAUAUUUUGUCUCUGCAGACACAGUACUAUAGUAUUACAUUGGAUCUUCAGGUGUGCCCAAAUAAUGUACUGUGAUAGACGUUUACUUACGUCUGAUAAAGUCAUUUAGAUUAAAUUUUAUUAUGUUGGAAUUUUUUUACUGAACAAAAUGUAGUAGUACCUGGGAGAUUUUUGAUGGAUGGUUUAUGUAGUUCAACCAUAGCUCUGUUGUGUUGUAGAUUAGUUUUUGUGUCUCAAUUUAUCAUUGUCAUUGUCACACAGUUGAGCCUGAAAAAUUGUACAAAUUAAAUGUUCUUUGUUUAAAGUUUGUUUUUAUUUAAAUUGAAAUUUUUGGUUUUUUAGCCAACAUAAUAAGUCAAAGCACAUAAUAUUAAUUGUGAAUUGUUGAUUCAGAUUAGUGUAGGUAAUAGGAUAUGUCCUGAUUGUAGAUUGUCCCUUUGGGAACAAUUGGUGGAUGCCAAAAAUGGAUCAGAUGAGUACGGAGUCCAAGCAGAGACGAAGGUGAGAUUCAAGAUGGCCUUAAGGAGUACUUUGUUGUGUGCAUCAAAAUUUAAUAUUUAAAGUCCAUGGAAUAAAAUUCAUAUAAAUUGUCUGUUUUGUGAUUUUUUUUUAGUAAAUUGGUAGAAAAUGGCUGAUUUUCUGUAGACCCUGUAAUUAACCACAACAUGCUCUAUUGCUACUAAGUAUUUAAAAAGUAAAAAUAAAUUAUAGUAUCACCUUAAUAAAUCAAUUAAAAUUGAAUGUUUUUAUAAAACAAUAUUUUUAUUGUAACUAACAACAAUUUUAGAAUGUAUUCAAAAUUGAAACUAAGAUCAUCGCUCAGGCCAGUGCUUCAUGGAAACGGGCAGAAUAAGGCUUAAACGGGAAUCGGCCUCACCUUAUUUUUAAAAAAGAAAGAAAAGGUUCUCUCAGGUACUCAAUUUUGUAUAGAUACUGUAUAAUCUUAAAUCUAUAAAACCUUCCUUACAUAUUGCAAGUUAGAACCUUUUCAAGAUGAGUCCCAGAUAUAUACAAAAAAUUACAUGUAACAUUUGAGUUUAUAAUAAUAGAAGAAUAUUUUACAGGCUUACUGUAAAUGAGUGUCAUAAUAUUGACAUUUACAUAAUCUCAUCAAAGUGUUCCAACAAUUUUAAUGUCUUGGCUUUGUUUUCUUUUGCUGAUGUCUUGUGAAUUGUCUAAACUUGUUCCGUACUUGAGAAACAUUCUUAUAUCUGCUCUUUAUUUAUACUGAACAAGUUGUUGGUGUUAGACUAACCAGAGACCAAGGGUUCCAACUGUGCACCAGACAUCUCUGUAGCCCGAAACAAAAUUAAAGCCAAAGAAAUAUAUCACCAUUCCAAAAUUAAUAUGUAAGUUUAGGGGACACUUAUGCAUAUAUGCAUUUUUAACCUAUUCUAUUGAAACCAAACAAUACAUAUGGAACAGUCUGUGGAGAGAAAACAGAUGUUGCAUUUACAUUUGUAUUGUUGGACUAAUUAUAACCCUUUGCACUCAAGGCCUGCAGUACUAGUCACACUAAGGUUGCAGAAAGCUUGUGUUGGUUUUGACGUAAUUUGUCCUCGCAACUCAUAUGGCUACUUUCAUUGACAGCUCGGCGGCCAUAUUUGUUGUUUUGCCUCCUCAGAUCGGAAUUAUUUUUCAAUUUCCUCCACAUUAUUUGCGUAGUAAUUUAAAAAUUUAAAGAAGAAAUAAAAAAAUUAUUAUAAAUUAAUAUUUUUAAUACAAAGAUAUAGAUACAUUUGGGACAUUUAACGCUUUAUAUGUAUAUUGUUAACAAAGAUAGGUAAUAACAUGUUAUAAAGUAGGCUUUUACAGCUAAGUUAUACUCAGGCAUGAACUAUUUUACAUAUUUCUCAGUCUUUAAAUUUUCUAUGGAAUAAAACUUUUAAAAAUACAUACCUAUGUGUAGUCAAGAAUAGUUAGCACACAUCUUCUAGUAAAAUGUUCUAGGUUUCUGUCACUUCAGUGUAUGGGCCCACUACACGUCAUUCGUCUUAUUUGCACAGUCAAUGUUUAGUCAAUUUUCUGCUUUACUUAAAAAUUACUUUUAGAUAAAACUGAUCGAUAGGUUUCAGCACUCAUUAUUGAUUGUAAAACAAUGAGAAUAUUAGAAAAUAACUACUAUGUUUAGUGGCCAGUGGUGCUGUUCUGGGACGUAUUGUAUCAUGGUCAGUAGAACUGACCAUAUGAGCUCCAAGGACAAAUUAUAAAUACUACUUUCAAGUGCAUAGUGUUAAUAUAAUUGUAGCGAAUUCGGUAAUUAAAAUAAAUUAUAAUACUCUGGGCUUAGGACUCAGACUAUCAUUCAUUCUAUACAAAAAGUUUAAGUUGUUUUUCUAAUAAAACUAUAAUGUCAUCGUAAAAAACACAAAAGAACCGACAAAUGUCUGUUAACUGCAAUGACAGUUGUAUAGUUUAAACUGGUUGUCAUAGCAAUAAAAUAUUAAUAUUAUUAACAGCUGUGUAUUAAACUGCAGUUUUAAUGUCUUUUAUAUCAGACAAAUUGUUAAAAUUAAUAUUGUUAUGUUCAUGAUGUAUAUGCAAUGCAGAAAACAAUAGCAAGUGCAGAAGUUAGUUGUAAGUACAGUUUUUAUAGAUGAAGUAUUUUGGAUCUUAUUUAUAUUAUGAUGGUGUUUAUAUAGUCAAUUUAUUUGUCAUACUUUUUAAUAGAGCAUAUUGCCAAUAUUACAAUAUUAUAGUGUCAUAAACUCAACUCAGUUAGUGAAGUCUGAAGGCAUUUUAUUAGUCCUCAUAAGGAUUUAGGAUAUUUUUGUUAAAGUCUCAAAUUAUUUACUUGUAAGUAAAUUUUUGCUUGUUCAUUUUGUUGUAGUGUAUAAAAUGUUGAAUAUUGUAAGAUUAUUUAUUUUUGGGAUUUAUCGUUUCUUUUAAAUGUAAAGUUAUUAAUAGGAAUUAACAGAAUCCAUUGAAUAAUUAUAUGAUUUAAUUAAAACCAAGCAAUGUUUUCUUCACCACACUAAAUUGCUUGAAGUCACGAUUUCUUAUUAGUCCUAAAUAUUACUUUGUUGUCACUUGAGUCAAAACAUUUUGUGAAACAUGUCUAGUUACAUUUUAGCCUUAUUAUUUCCAUGUAGGCCUAUAAAUGUAAAGUUUGGUGGUGCGUUUGGAUGAUUUGAUUGUAUUAAAACAAAACUCUGGUCACUAA